This is a messenger RNA of Prorocentrum cordatum, 1990 nucleotides long. The record is from the annotation of a GenBank genome assembly. Lineage: Eukaryota; Dinophyceae; Prorocentrales; Prorocentraceae.
AGCCGUGGCCGUUUCAGCUCCGAGCCUGUCUCGAAAUAGCCCGCACCGAGAGAGCAUGCUGUCCGCGCUGCUGCUGUCUGGCAGGCGUCGGCACCACUGGGAGCUGAAGCAUCGCCGAUGCGGUCGUCACUGGCCCAGUGCCUCUGCCGGCGCGGAGCCAGCGCGGGCGCACAGCGGCGCCACGGUGCGGGUGCAGUGUGGCAACUGUGCGGAGGUCAUGGACGUAGAGGUGCCGUACGCGCCAGGCAGCAGAUGCCAGUUCCAGUGCUUCCGCUGUGGCGUCGCCAACGAGAUCCCCGCCGGCCAGCCCGUUCAAGCGCCGGCACCCAGCUUCGCGGGAGUGCCCCGUCACCGCCAACGCCCCGCCGCCGCGGAUGGGCACGCGGCGGCGACCACCAGCACCGGCAGCCUUGCCCACCCGGCGCCCGCCGCGCCAGCGCCGACGCUGACGCCGCGGCUGGAGGCUGCGUCCGACGACGAAAGAUCUGCUGUGCAGGCCAUGGUGGAGGCCACGUGGCUGGGCGCCGAGAGCGGGGGCGCGGGCGUCGAGGUGGUGCAGGUGAUGAAGAACAGCAACCCCGCGCUGUGGAGGCUCUUCUGCGACGCACGGCAGGAGGUCGGCGCGCGCUCGCGCGGCGUGCCGCGCGAGGCCGUGCUGACGGACGGCUUCUGCACCGGGGGCUGCUGCGGAGACACCGCCUCGCUCUUCCACGGGACGGGCACUUCGAGGAUCGAGGCCAUCUGCCAGCGCGGCUUCACUCCUGGGUCAGCUGGCACGGGUGCACACCGUGGAGACGGCUUCGGUUUCGCGGAGAACAGCAGCAUCGCUGACGAGAGGGCGGUGGACGACCAGUACGGCAUCUACCAGGGUCUCCUGGCCCUGCUCGUUUGCCGAGUCGCGCUUGGCAGGUCCUUCACCCCCGGUGAGGCGGAGCUCUCCUCGCCAGACACGAUGGCGAGCAGGCACCAGGGCUUCCACACCGUCAUUCGUCAGCGUGGGUCCGCCGGCAGUUGCCCAAGGGAGUUUACACUUCUCGAUGGUCGCUGCGCGUAUCCUGAGUUUGUGGUUCUCUACCGGAAGCUCGGCAACAAUGAAGCCAGUCAGUGACGCUCGCUGCUAAGCCAGUGCGUCGCUGUCCCCCCACUUCUCGUGUCCGUGGCAUGCGGGCCAAGCGUGGACGGACGGCCUGCCGUUGUCGCAUUCUUCGCUGAUGGUUGCCGCAUCCUGCCGGACCAACGCGGAGCGACUGGUGUGGGCCCCGUGCUGUGCUCUCGCAUAAGCUGACGAGCAUAUGAUCCCCCGCGCAGAAUUCGGCCGAUGCAUCUUCACCACACCAGACGUCACCAGAUUUCCCCCAACCUCAACAGCUGCGCCCUCCACCCCCUCAGAACAGCCGACUGCACGACCAGACAGCUAGAUUUCUCUUUGCAGUGGCGCUGUGCGGGGUCGCGGUGGUACCCGGCGGCGUUACAGCAAGCAGCAAGCACGUAGAGCUCUGGGUGCGAGCGUACAGUCAACUCAUCGAGCAGAGCGCUGGCUUUUCUGCGGUACAGGGCCAGGGCGUCGGCGAAGGUAGCAGCGCCCGAGCGACAAAUCAGAUCGAGUUUCCAUCUCCUCGGGGAGCCAACGGGACCAUGGAGCUCAAACAUAAACAACGAAGGAAGACCUGACCAGGCUUCAGGAGGCUGCGAGGUUCCAGUGAGGGCCUGGCAGUUGCUGGGUGUGCUUAUCAAUCCGGGGGUGUUUGUUGUACACCCCGCCGAUGCUGGGCAUGACCGGUGAGGUCGAUAUUAGUAGGUUGAUCGCAUGGGAGGCUCCGACAGGGGCACCGCCGUCGCAUGCCUGAGAGGCUUGCGAUCAGGCGCGUGCCUGGCGCAUCCUCGCGCAAGGUCCUCGCAGGCGGUUCUGAAGAAACACCUCUUGGCUCAUUUACCGCUGAAGGUCUUCAGUUUUGGUCCCCCCCCUUAUCCGCUUGGCGGUGAAUACGAC